AUGGCAGACGCAAAACCAACCAAACCAAGUCCCACUGAGGACCCAGCCGACAGAGGCGAAGAACCGCUGCCUUCCUACGGCGACUCGACGCCAGGCCCCUCGUCUCGCCCAUCAGCCACCCCGUCUCAGCAACCUGCGGGGCCAACACCAGAGAACCCCUUCAACUUCCCGCCAAGCGAGGAUCUCCCAUCAUACGCAGAAAUGUCACCAUCCAGCAAGCCCGUGGCCGUCCCGCAGUCGCGUCCGGACGCGGCAGCCGCCUUCAUAACAGCUUACGCACCGGCCCUGCUCGCCCGCGGCGUCACGCCAGAAACGUGGCACGCCUUCGUCACCACCGUCUCCGCCUUCCUGACCGCCACCGUCUCCGCCAAGGCCCUCGCCCACGCAGGCGACGUAGCGCGGCACCUAGGCUCGACGCCCGCCUCGUUCGGCAAGAGCGUCGCGAGGAGCGCGAGGUCCGUGGGCAGCCACAUCCGCGACGAGGCCAAGCGCGGGCACGUCGUCGGCGCAGCCUUUGGCGUCGUGGGCGGCGCGAUCUCGCUGACGCUCGGCACCGUGUUGGGGGCUGUCGGCGCUGCCACGGCGAUGCCGAUUACGGCGAUAGGGGCUGUUGCGAAGAAGCCCAAGACGCCGAGGGAACGGGCGGCGGCAUAUGUGGCUGUUGCGAACAAGGACUGGCUGAAUGCGAGAGGGCUGAGUGCGUCGAUUCUGGAAACGCAGGAAUUGUGUCACGUCGCUGGGAUCGCAGACUCCCGAGCGCUGCUUGAGGAAGCUGGGCAGGGCAAGGAUGAUAACGCGGCUGGUAAGCUCCAGAGGCUGGGAAGAUAUUUCUGUGAGUUGAAGGUUGGCCAGACAGAGACGUUGGAAUUGGGUGCGAAGACGCUUUGGUUGGUAGUGAAUCAGCUGCCUUCGUGA
Molecule: messenger RNA, 915 nt
Organism: Diaporthe citri
Lineage: Eukaryota; Fungi; Ascomycota; Sordariomycetes; Diaporthales; Diaporthaceae
Exons: 1
Coding region: 1-915 (304 amino acids)
Source: RefSeq, a predicted model, not a curated record